AUUUUGACAGUAGUGCAGAUAUUUUGACAAAAGUAUUCGUACAGAAUGUAUGCUAAAUAAAAACAUUGUGCUUGAAACACCAAAUUUGUGUGAAAUUCGUGAAAAAUAUCGCUUUUCGAUCGUAAAUCGGGACGUAUAAUCGGUGCACUACUUUAUAACUAUACGCAGAGUAUAUUACAUUUCAGCUGUAGUUCCCAUUUGCGCGGGUUACGGACGACUGCCCGUCCGUUCGAUGAUUCAGUUUGUAUGAGCAUAUUAUGCUUAAUCGGAAAUAAUCAUGAGUUAUCCGAAGCAGCUGCACAUGGGAGAGCAUAUUGAUGAUUUGGAAAGGCUUUACAUGAAGCUUCCGCCCGACAUUAAGGACCGCGAACUGGACAUAAUAUGCAAAUCGGCACGGAAGCUCAUCGAGCACAGCGAAAAACACUACAUCAACCGGGAUGAAGAGCUGGCGUACAUUGGAUACAUGAAGCUGAUGAAUCUGGUACAGGUCAUACGGAAGAAUAAGGAUUACGCGCGAAAAAAGGAAACGGUCACGAAACUGCUGGGCACGCAGAGUGAUUUCAAUCGGAUUUUCGAGAAGCUGCAAAAAUUGAAAGAAAGCCUAGAACAUCGGUAUCAAGAGCGAGCCCGACAAAAAGGACAAACAAUCCCUCCGAAGACUAUUGAUUUGGGUCAGGAAAAAAGCAAUGGAUCAGUGGUAGGAAAAGAUAUAGACACAAUAAUACCGGCAACCGGACACAAACAAACCGUUACUGCGAUGGAACUGCACGGAAUGAUAAAUGAUUGUCGAAUUAGUAUGCUGAUAAUGGACUGUCGUCCAGUGAAAGAUUUCGUUGCGUCUCAUUUGCGGUACUCGUACCUGGUUAAUGUACCAGAGCAUUUACUGGUGGCCGGUAUGACCGCCGGCAAGAUUAACCAUGCACUUCCCGCUGAAUCGCGUACACUCUGGUCAAACAGGAUGGUGAAGGAUCAAGUGGUACUGAUGGAUUGGAAUACGGCCGGGGCACCGGUGAAGGAUACGCCCAUUUACAUUUUGAAUUACAUCCUAUGCCAUUACGAUCAGGAUAUCGAAGAUACGAAAAUUAUUCGACUAGAUGGAGGCUAUGAAAGCUUCGUGUUGCAUUAUCCGGCGAGCUGUUUGAAUCCUUCCUACCGUCCACCGAUGGUUGUGGACGGGUUGGGCGAUAACAUAGACGAUAUUGAAUAUCCGAACAUUAGUGACAUUCCGAUGAAAGAAGAAAGCUUCACGAAGCCUGGUUUUAAGCCUACCAUCGAUCGUAACAGCAAGGUGGCAGCAGUUACCUUGUACGAAGCACGCAACAAACCACUGGAGGAUAUUCUAGUCGAACAUGAGCAGAUACUGGACAAAUCGAAACAAAAUGCGCUGGAAAUUAUUAACACCGAAACGGAACUGAAAAAUCUCGAAAAGCAACAACCGCCUGAGCCCGGCGCGGAUGAAACGCAAGAAUCGCUGCUAUUCGAAGUGAUGCAGCUAAAGGAUCGUCAGCGAGAUUUUGAAGCUGAAAAAGCACGCAUUUUAGAAGAGGAAGAAAAGUAUAAGGAAAUGGAAAAGGAACAACAGGAGCGAGGCGAACAAAUUUCUACCGAACAAGCGGAACAGCUAGAACGAGAAGCAUACGAGCGUAGAUUGCGCGACAAGGAGCGGGAACAACGAGAGCUGGAAGAAAAAUGUCAGCGUUUGGCGCGCGAGCGUGAAGAAAAACUUACGCUAGCCCGUGAGCAAAAGCGGCACCUUAAGGAGAACGUGCCCGAGACAGUAAAACGACCUUAUUCCGAGGAAGACCAGGGUCCCAACUCGUACGGCAGCAAUGUGAUGAGGUUGCCACUGUUUGACCGGUCCGCUAAACCGUUGGCGGACCAUAAUCACAACUUGCGUAUACGUGAUCUGGACGUAGUGCAGCGCGACUUUGCACCGGUAUAUGGAAGCGUGGGACGUGGACUAACCGGGUUAAAGAAUCUGGGUAAUACCUGCUAUAUGAACAGCAUACUACAGUGCCUCAGCAAUACGUACUUUUUGAAUGAAUUCUUCCACGAUCCAUCGUUCAAGAUGCACCUCAAUCGCAACAAUAAAACGCAAGGAAAAAUCGGCGAAGAGGUAGCCGCCGUCAUCAAGGCACUCUGGACGGGACAGUACAAGUGCAUUGCGAGUAAAAAUUUACGGUACGUCGUUGGACAGUACGAGCGACAGUUUGGUGGUAUCGAGCAGCAGGAUUCACACGAGUUUCUCACCAUACUUAUGGAUUGGUUACACUCCGAUCUGCAAACGAAACAGAUGCAGAUAUCAACCAGCCUCGAUCAGAUGCCACCGUCGGAGAAGGCGUGGAUAGAGCAUUUUAAGGGCAAGGGCAGCUACAUAUCGGAGCUGUUCUAUGGACAAAUCAAAAGUACGGUCAAGUGCACCCGUUGCCACAAGGAGAGUGCCACCUACGAGUCCUUCUCGAAUCUGAGCCUGGAGCUACCGCAAGAUUCGAAUAUCUGUUACUUGGAGAACUGUCUCGAUAUGUACUUUAACGGAGAGGAGGUACGCGGAUGGCACUGUCCAAAGUGCAAAAGCAAUCAGGAUGCGAUCAAAAAGUUAGACAUCUCCCGACUACCAUCGAUAUUAGUAGUGCACUUUAAGCGGUUUUACGCCGAUCCGGACACGAUGGCGACGGUUUACCGGAAGAAGCAAACGCUCGUCAAGUUUCCGCUGAGCGAACUGAACAUGACGCGCUACCUGGCCCGGACUGAGGUGAACCGCAACAAACGGCUAACGACGUUCCGCUACCAUCUGUACGGUGUUUCGAACCAUUACGGUUCGAUGGAGAGUGGUCACUAUACCGCAUUCUGUUUGAACAAUAUACAUCAAAAAUGGUUCAAAUUCGAUGAUUACAACGUGUCCAGCAUUGAUGCGUCCGAUGUGCAAGCUAGUGCUGCGUACAUUCUUUUCUACUCCUGCUUACCCGAUCGGCCACAGUCCGAUGUGCGAUAGGAGAAAGGGUGUUAAGCGCUUCCCCACAAGAAGCAAACAAUAGCACACACACUCACACAGAAACGAACUAAUACAUUUGUGUCCCAUUCGUUGGUUGAUCGGUGCAUGAUCAGCUAGGAGUUAAGACUUGAGGAUGUUCAAAAGGACGAUAAUGUUAAUGUUUACUUUUCGGCGAAGAGGAAAUAACAGAUGAAACCGAGAUAAUGAAACAAGGGGGGGGGGGCAAACCGGGAGCUACCACCACUACCACUUCGAAGGAUGUAUGUAAGGAAUAAUUAUGUUUGGUAUUGAAACGAAAUGGAUAUGAUUCGGUGCAGUGCAGGCAAGCAUAUAUAUAUAUAUAAACUGUGCAUCUAAUAUAUUGAUAACAUUAUUACUACUACUACUACUACUACUACUACUACUACUGUGAUGGCCAAUCAAAAACAGAAGGAGGAACAAACUACAACAAACGACUGGAUGUGCGAUAAAGAACGAACGGGAUAAGUUAUGUAGGAUGAUAUAAAAGCAAAGCUAAAUGAAUUUUUUGAUAAUAUGACUGCAGUGUAAGGUUUGAUAGUGAACCGACGUGGGCGGAUAUAGAGCAGAAAAACGACUACUGUUUAGGUUACUGUGUAUCUUGAUGAAGGUAUACCUCUAUAUAAAAGAAGGAACAGUGGUUUAUAUAUAUAGAUAAACGAUGAUGAUAUGUUAAAAGCUACGAGCAUAUUUUUGCAAACAAAUAUAUGAAGUAGUCCAAGCGGAUGGACUUGAUUCUA
This is a messenger RNA of Anopheles funestus (African malaria mosquito), 3750 nucleotides long. RefSeq names its product ubiquitin carboxyl-terminal hydrolase 8 (gene Usp8). Gene Ontology annotation, molecular function: cysteine-type deubiquitinase activity. NCBI's taxonomy places the organism in Eukaryota, Metazoa, Arthropoda, Insecta, Diptera, Culicidae. The transcript is spliced from 11 exons. Bases 278 to 2992 code for a protein of 904 amino acids. Gene Ontology annotation, biological process: protein deubiquitination. The record is from RefSeq and is a predicted model, not a curated record.